Messenger RNA from Fusarium sp. VM40, 1449 nucleotides. NCBI's taxonomy places the organism in Eukaryota, Fungi, Ascomycota, Sordariomycetes, Hypocreales, Nectriaceae. The record is from the annotation of a GenBank genome assembly.
AUGAGAUCCAUCUCAGAAUGGUCAGGUAGUCAUACUAACUGGCUGUCAACCCAGAUCUAUGGCUAUGAAGACCCGGGAACUGCUAUCGGAUGGAAUAUCUCAACCACCCGACAGCAGCUGAUUUCGUCUUUGAUGACUCUGGGCGCCUUCAUAAGCUCUAGUCUCGCAGGGUUCGUCGCUACAAAACUCGGAAGAAAGAUGUGUCUUCGGCUGGCCUGCAUACUAUGCGCUAUUGCCAAUAUCAUCAUGAUGACUACGACAGAUAUUGGGCCUCUUUAUCUUGGUCGUCUUCUUAUCGGUCUAGCUAACGGCUACUUCAUGACGUUUUCACAACUUUAUAUCCAAGAGAGUAGUCCAGCUAAGUACCGAGGUCUGUUCUUGACGGCUUUCCAUCUUUGCACGACUUUCGGUACUCUGAUUGGUACAAUCAUCGACUGGACAACAGCCAAGCGCCCAGACCGCUCAGCGUAUCUGAUCCCUCUUGGUAUCAUCUACGUGGUGCCUGUGUUCAUCUUCCUCGCACUAUGGUUUGUUCCUGAGUCUCCACGGUGGCUCAUCCUUCAAGGCCGCUACGAGGAAGGUCUCAGGUCGUUGAAAUGGUUAAGGCCUGUUCAUGCCAAUGUCGAUGGUGAGUUAUUAGAGAUUCGACAGGCUAUCGAUAGAGAACAAGCCUUAGCUAGUAGUGUUGAGGUGCUGGAUAUGUUCAGCAACCCAGUCGACAGAAGACGCACUGUUCUAUCUGUCUGCGCCAUCUUACUCCAAGCUGCCUCAGGUUCGAUGUUCAUUAUUGCUUUUAAAGCCUACUUCUUCGCUAUGGCCAAAGUCCAGGACCCUUUUGCGAUGAGCAACGUUCUGAGUACAGCGGGAAUGCUUGCUACUAUCUUCAACGCUUUUAUCGUUGUGAGAUACGGGCGGCGAAGAGUUCUUCUAAUCUGUGGACUCGUCAUUGCAGGCUUCUUCCAGCUCAUUAUUGCGGUCGUAUACGACAGGAAUCCAGGCCAAAUCGUCACAGGCAAAGUUCUGGUUGGACUUUCGUGCUUGUAUAUGAUGGCAUACAAUGGAAUGAUUGCGCCGUAUUCAUGGCUAGUCGCCGGUGAGAUUCCAUCACAACGCCUCCGCAGCUAUACUUUCGGCCUCGCUGCUGCUGCCGGAUUUCUCGGUGCUUGGCUUAUAACCUUCACGGCCCCAUACUUCAUCAACCCAAGCGCAUUGAACUGGGGACCCAGAUACGGCUACAUCUGGUUUCCGUCGUGCAUGGUCUGUGUUGUUUGGGUUUACUUUUACUUGCCUGAGGUUAAAGGCCGCACUUUGGAGGAGAUCGAUGCCAUGUUCAACGAGAGAAUCCCUGCAAGAAAGUUUGGAGUUUACGAAAUGCCCCGGAGAGUGGUUGAAGACGAUAUGGGAAAGGCGAGCAUCGAACUCCGGGUCACGGAGACUGAGAGGGUAUAG